GGCAGUCAAAUUUACGCUUGGAUCUUAGUUGUCACUCACCAACGUUACUAUACAUUAUCUUAACUGCCGGCGGUUGGAUUUCAGUCAGGGUUAUGCAAAUUGCAGAUCCGGCAGAAAUGACCCAAGAAUUCAUUUAUACGUUUUCCGACAAUGACAAUGGCUCCGAUGGAUCUGGUAAUUUUCUCUUUGAGGAUGCUAAUUAUACAGACUGUGAGCCCGAAGAUAAUGACGAUUUAAGAAGAAUAUUCGUGCCUAUAAUCUACUCGGUCAUCUGCGUGAUGGGCGUUAUUGGAAAUGGAUUAGUGGUGCUGGUUAUGGGCUACCAACAAAAGUCACGGACUAUGACAGACAAAUACAGACUGCACCUGUCAGUUGCAGAUCUCCUCUUUGUUUUCACGUUGCCCUUUUGGUCUGUGGACGCGGCUGCAGCUAAGUGGUACUUUGGUGGCUUUUUUUGUAAAGUGAUACACGUGGUGUACACUGUCAACUUCUACAGCAGUGUUUUGAUUUUGGCUUUCAUCAGUUUGGACCGUUACUUAGCAAUAGUGCAUGCCACCAACAGUCAAAAACCAAGAAAGCUCUUAGCAGAAAAAGUGGUGUACGCCUGUGUAUGGCUACCCGCCCUUCUUCUGGCUGUUCCUGAUAUGGUAUUUGCUAAGGUGCGUGAAGAAAAAGAUGGCAGUUUUACCUGUGACCGCAUCUAUCCAGAGCCAGCAGAGACUAGCUUAGCCUGGAUGGUGGCCCACAGAUUUCAGCAUAUUAUCGUUGGACUCCUGCUGCCUGGUAUAGUCAUCCUGACCUGUUACUGCAUCAUCAUCUCUAAACUGUCUCAAUCUAAGGGUUACCAAAAGCGCAGGGCUUUGAAGACCACUGUCAUUCUUAUUGUCACAUUUUUUGCUUGCUGGCUGCCCUACUACGUGGGUAUUUUCAUAGACGCUUUCCAGUUGCUUGACUUGAUUUCUUAUAGUUGUACACUUGAGAUCUUUAUACGUCGAUGGCUCUUGGUUACUGAAGCCCUAGCCUUUUUCCAUUGUUGCCUGAACCCUAUUCUCUACGCUUUCCUCGGAGCAAAAUUCAAAAAGUCUGCGCAAAACGCACUAACAACAGUCAGCAGGGGAUCAAGUCUAAAGAUACUGUCUAAAAAACGAAACGGACUUUCUUCUGUUUCCACAGAAUCAGAGUCUUCUAGCUUCCAUUCCAGCUAGUAAUGACUUGUAACUGAUCUAGCUGCUACAAUUUAAAAGACAUUUUUGUACUCCUAAGAACUUGAGUUUGUCAGAGCACACAGUGAGACGAAGCACUGACUAAUGUUUAUUGCCUAUGUUUUCUUGUUGCCAUUUUAAAUCUGCUGUACUUUUUCAUAUCCGUGUUGUUGUAAGUGGUGUUUUUAUUUAUAUAAAUGUGUAUCUUAAGUUUCCGUGUAAAUAACCUGGUGCUGCUGGCAGACCCUAUAAGCCACUGGUUGCCUUUAUAGGUCUCUCAAGUCGUUAUGUUCUCAGAAUAUAUUUUGUCUUUGUAAAUAUUGUAUAUUGUGUUGCUCUCAUUGUUUGAAUAGGAGUCAACCAUAGUGAUAAUUGAACUUUAAAUGUUUUAUUUUAAGCUUGCUUUAUCUAUUUAUUUUCAAAACGCACUUCAUGAUAAUGUUAAUAUUGGACAAAAGUAACUGUAAAUUUGUAAGUUUACAAAUUAAAUUAAACUGGAUUUAUUAUGUUUGUAACAGUC
This is a messenger RNA of Protopterus annectens (West African lungfish), 1722 nucleotides long. It is a transcript of the gene CXCR4, whose product is annotated as C-X-C motif chemokine receptor 4. The coding region runs from base 93 to 1205 and encodes 370 amino acids. Gene Ontology annotation, cellular component: membrane. The record is from RefSeq and is a predicted model, not a curated record. Lineage: Eukaryota; Metazoa; Chordata; Ceratodontiformes; Protopteridae. Gene Ontology annotation, molecular function: chemokine receptor activity. Gene Ontology annotation, biological process: immune response; neurogenesis; G protein-coupled receptor signaling pathway. The transcript has 2 exons.